Molecule: messenger RNA, 2973 nt
Organism: Mercurialis annua (annual mercury)
Lineage: Eukaryota; Viridiplantae; Streptophyta; Magnoliopsida; Malpighiales; Euphorbiaceae
Product: zinc finger BED domain-containing protein RICESLEEPER 2-like
Exons: 6
Coding region: 1-2325 (774 amino acids)
Molecular function (GO): DNA binding; protein dimerization activity
Source: RefSeq, a predicted model, not a curated record
AUGGCAGUCUAUUAUUUCGAGAGGCUACCACUGGCAACUAUGACAAAUUUUAUGGUGUCUAGUGGUUUGGGAGAUCUGGGUAUUUGGAAAAUACUUCAGUGGAAGCUUUCUUUGAUCUGUUAUAAGAAGAUUAAUUGGAAAAUACUUCGGUCGAAGCUUUGUUUGAUCAUUUAUAAGAUGGAGUCUGUAAUUGAUAUAGCUACCCAGCUUGAGCCUGGAAUUGGCCAAGAAACAGCUAGUGUGGAAGCUAUACCUAGCCCUAGUCCUAUUCCUGUGGUGGAUGAUACACCUGCUGACCCAGCUGUUGCUGGACAAACUGCAAAUGUGGAAGCAAAUUCAAGAAAAAGAAAAGAGUAUGUGCAGAGGUCAGUAGUGUGGGAUCAUUUUGAAUCGAUCAAAGAUGGCAAAGGUGUUAUUAUGCAAGCAAAAUGCAAAUAUUGUGCUCGUAUAUAUAACUGCAAUGCUAAAAAGAAUGGGACUUCCACUCUGAGGACUCACAUGAUGAAAUGCACUAAACACCCUCACUCUAUGGAAACCAGGCAAGCUCUUCUUUCUUUCCAACCUGUGUCAAAUGUUGGUCUUGCUGGUGGUUCUGAAAUGUUUAGUCUUACUGCUUGGAAGUUUGAUCAGGAUUUAGUUAGGCAGGCUCUUGCAUAUAUGAUAGUUGUUGAUGAACUACCUUUUAAAUUUGUUGAGAAGGAGGGGUUUAGGAAGUUAAUGAGUGUUGCUUGUCCAAUAUUUAAAAUUCCUUCUAGAUUCACUGUGAACAGAGAUUGCUAUAGUAUGUUUGUUGAGGAGAAGUUGAAACUGAAAAAGAUUUUUAAAACUAGUACACAAAGAGUCAGUCUAACUAGUGAUUGCUGGACUUCUAAUCAAAGACUUAAUUAUAUGUGCAUCACUGCCCACUAUAUUGAUCAUGAUUGGAAGCUAAAUAAAAAGACAAUUUCUUUUGUCCCUUGUUCUAAACAUAAGGAUGAGUAUCUGUCUAAGGCAAUGGAAGCUUGUUUGCAAGAGUGGGGGGUUAAAAAUAUUUUUUCUGUAACUCUGGAUAAUGCUGAAAAUAACACUGCUGCUAUGACUUUUUUUAUGAAAAAAAUGCUGAGUUGGGGUACUACACCUGAAAGAUGCAAGUAUGCACACAUGAGAUGUAUAGCUCACAUUGUCAAUCUUGUUGUUUCUGAUGGCAUGAAAGAGUCCAGUUCUUUGUUUGAAAAGGUUAGGAUGGCAGUUAGAUAUAUUAAGAAUUCACCACUUAGGUUGAGUAAAUUUAAAGAAUGUAAACUGUCUACGGAAACUGAAACUAAGCGUUCCUUGUGUCUUGAUGUGCCAACUAGAUGGAAUUCAACAUAUCUUAUGUUGAGUACUGCUUUAUUAUAUCAGAAAGUGUUUGAAGAGUAUGAGGAUGUGGAGUCCAGUUUUAAAAAAGACUUAGGUGAUGAUGUGCCUAGUUUUAGUGAUUGGGAAAAUGUUAGAGAGUUGUGUAGUAUGUUAGAAUGCUUUUAUAAAAUGACAUUGAGAAUUUCUGGUUCUCUUUAUGUGACUGCUAAAAACCAUUUGAAUGAGAUUUCUGAUGUGUGUACUAUUCUACAAGAUUGGAUGGCUUCUACUGAUGUGUCUGUCAGAUUAAUGGGUACUAGAAUGAAAGCUAAGUUUGACAAGUAUUGGGGUGAUCCUUUGGUUAUGAAUAAAAUGAUUUUCUUUGCUAAUAUUUUGGAUCCUAGGGAUAGGAUUAUGUAUAUGGAGUAUACCCUUAAGCAAAUGUAUGGCUCUGUAAAUGGCAAAUUCUUGUUCACUAGUUUGGUUCAUGAUUUGAGUCUGUUAUUUGAUGAUUAUGAUGUGCAAUACAAGAAAGAACUAGCUGGUACUGGCCAGAGUAGCAGUCCUUCUAAAUAUCCAGGCCAGUUUUCUCAAGCUACUUCUGUGUUGAAAGAAAGAUUCAUGCAGCAAAUGAUGGAGACUGGAUGUGUGGGUGGAAGCCAAAAAACUGAAUUAGAUAUAUACCUAAGUGAGGCAGUUGUUCUUAAUAAUGACAAAUUUGAUAUUUUGAGUUGGUGGAAGUUCAAUUCUCAAAGAUUUCCAGUCCUCUCUAGAAUGGCCAGAGAUAUACUUGCAGUACCAGUCUCCACAGUUGCUUCAGAGUCUGCUUUUAGCACUGGUGGCAGAGUGCUUGAUGAUUUUAGGAGUUGUCUAACUCCUAAGAUUGUGGAGGCUUUGAUUUGCACUCAAGAUUGGCUUAGAGACCCAUCAAAGCCUGUUUCUGUUGAGCAGACUUUGGAAGAGUUAGAAGAGCUAGAAGAAGGGUUUCAAGAUGCAGCAAAUGAUUAAUAGUUUGUCUAUAAGACUAUAACUAUUUAAUCUUUCAUUUACUUGAUGAAUGUUUGCUUUGAAUACCUGACCUGGUGGAAGCUGCUUGCUCCUAUUCUGAUGCCUUUUACUUAUUCUCUGUUUCCCUUUUGAUACUACUGAAAUGCUUGCAUACUUAGACUUAGACAUUGUAGAGAUCUGCUUGUGGUUUGUCUUGCUGUUUAACUUGGCCUGAUUUCUCUGUCUAAGACCCUAGGUAUUAGUAUGCUAAUGGCUAUGAUGAAUGCUUGCCUAUCUAAGUUAGAAUGCUUUAGGUUGUAAACUGUGAGGCACUUGUUUUUGUGUUGCCACCUUUUUAUGAUCUUUGGUAUUUUAUGCUUGAUAUACACUGCAAAUCUGAGUCUUUCUGUCUUAGUAUGCUAAAUGGCUAUGAUGAAUGCUUCCACAUCCAAGUUGUAAUUGCUUUAGGUUAUAAACUGUGAGGCACUUGUUUUUGUGUUGCCACCUUUUUAUGAUCUUUGGUUUAUUAUACUUGAUUUACUCUAUCUGAGCCAAAUUUAGCAAAUUGACAUUGAUGAGAUCUGUUGAGUAGUUUGCUGUGUAGUGAAAAUACUUGUGGAUUUCUCUGUCUUAUGCUAAAUUUUCAUUUCUGUUCUUGGCUAUGAUGAA